Messenger RNA from Drosophila teissieri, 1125 nucleotides. RefSeq names its product tetraspanin-9. The transcript has 6 exons. Lineage: Eukaryota; Metazoa; Arthropoda; Insecta; Diptera; Drosophilidae. The record is from RefSeq and is a predicted model, not a curated record. Gene Ontology annotation, cellular component: membrane. The coding region runs from base 273 to 1124 and encodes 283 amino acids.
GAGCGCAUAGAAUUACGCCAAACGAACCGAAAAUCUCAAAUCACAAAUCUCAAAUCCAAGCCAGCGAUCCGAGUAUCCGCAUCCGAGUAUCUGAAUCUGAAUCAGAAUCAGAAGUGCAGAACCAAACCAAAAUUCCUGCGCCAGAAAGUGACGCGAUUUGUUUGUUUUCCCUCCUUUUUUUUCGAGUUCAAUUCUGUGCCCUAAUAGUGCGAAUCGAAAUCGGAAAUUUCGUUGAAAACAGCGAUAAAUCGACCUGAAGCCAAUAUCCCGCGAUGGGCAAUGCUGGCUACACUUGCAUACGCCGCACAUUCUGCUGGCUCAACAUCAUUCUAUGGCUGUGUAGCUGCGCGUUCUUGGGAGCCGGACUCUGGUUGCGACUGAGCUACGCGGGAUACGCCACCUUGCUGCCCCAGCACGCCGGCCUGAGUGCGGACACCAUCUUCAUGGGCAUCGGCGGCACCGGGUUUGUGGUCAGCUUCUUUGGCUGCUGCGGCGCCUGGGUGCAGUCCCGCUGUCUCCUGGUCUUGUACUUCAUGCUGAUUGUGAUGCUGUUCAUGAGCGAGUUCCUGGUGGGCUCCAUCGCCUUUCUCUUCCGCGGCGGACUGGGACGGACAUUGGCCAACGAGCUGCGCUUCGGCAUCGAGCGGCACUACAACAGCAGCGAUCGGGGAUCUCUGGUGGCGCCAUCGGUGGCCUCCAUUUGGGACAGCGUGCAGCAGUCGUUCGAGUGCUGUGGCGUCUCCUCCUACGAGGAUUGGUAUGACAUCCAGUCGUGGCCGGGCAGGCGCUGGGUGCCCGAAUCCUGCUGCAGGACCCUCUACGAUCAGCGGCAGGUGCUCACCGAAGGAUCCGGCGACGGAAUGAUGCGUCCCGACUGCGGCAGGUCGGAGAACCCGUCGCUGUGGUGGGACAAGGGCUGUGCCCACUCGCUGCAGAGCUGGUUCACCGGCCAGCUGAACGUGGUGGGCGCCGUGGGACUGGGCAUCGCCUUUGUCCAGCUGUUCGGGCUGAUCACCUCGAUGCUGCUGUUCUGCACGGUGAAGCACAAGCGCUCCUCGGACACCUACAAGUCCUACUCGCCGUCAAUCGAUCCCCAGACCCGCACCAGCAGUUGGGAGGAUUGAA